Messenger RNA from Cavia porcellus (domestic guinea pig), 4992 nucleotides. RefSeq names its product WD repeat domain 31 (gene Wdr31). The transcript is spliced from 12 exons. NCBI's taxonomy places the organism in Eukaryota, Metazoa, Chordata, Mammalia, Rodentia, Caviidae. Gene Ontology annotation, molecular function: protein binding. The record is from RefSeq and is a predicted model, not a curated record. Bases 279 to 1379 code for a protein of 366 amino acids.
CACCUGCCCUAGCGACGCGCGGCUGGUUACUAGGGGCGGAGACGCGGGAGCGCUGAAGGCUGCGGAUGCCCUCCUGCUCCGUGUCCCCGUGGGCCUCAUCGCUACACCUGCCACUUCACCCGUGGAGAUUAGGAAGUGGCUACCUGAACUAUUUUUCAAAGGAUUAAACGUUACAAAUCAUUGAAUAUGGCAACUCACUAAGAAAAUCCUAUUGGUUCGAGGUUCUAGCUUUGUUAUUGAUGGAGACUAUGGAACACAAUUUCCAGCCCCUGUAAGGGAUGCUGCUAUUCCACUGCCUAUGGAAAGGAGCCCUUCAGAAGAUUUCUUGUCACUUCUGUGCUGUGAUGGGGAAACUGCAAAGCAAGCUCAAACACAGCACUUACAAGUACAGCAGGCCUGAUGGAAUUAUAGAAGAGAGAAUCCAAACUAAAACUCUCCAAGAGUAUAGCCCCGCUCAUGCGGAUUCUGUUUUCGUUGUUGCUGCUCUGAACUCAGAACUUUGUAUCUCUGGAGGAAAAGAUAAGACGGUUGUUGCCUAUAAUUGGAAAACUGGAAAUGUGGUGAAAAGGUUCAAAGGACAUGAACGUGAAAUUACCAAGCUGGCCUGCAUCCCCAGAUCAAGCCAGUUCUUCAGUGCCUCUCGAGACAGGAUGGUAAUGAUGUGGGACCUGCAUGGCUCCUCACAGCCCAGGCAGCAGCUGGCUGGCCACGACAUGGUGGUCACUGGGUUGGCUGUGAGUCCAGACUUGACACAGCUGUGCACUGGCUCUCGGGACAACACCCUGCUCCUGUGGGAUGUGGGGACAGGACAGUGUGUGGAGAAAGCCUGCAUCUCCAGGAACCUGGUCACUCACCUGUGCUGGGUCCCCAAAGAACCAUAUAUACUGCAGACUUCUGAAGAUAAAAGCAUUAGAUUAUGGGAUAUUCGGGGGCUUCAGGUGGCUCAUGUGUUUCCCCCAAAGCAGCACAUUCAGACCUACUGCGAAGUCAGUGUGGAUGGACACAAGUGUGUUUCCUGCAGCAGUGGCUUUGGGGGUGAAGGCUGUGAAGCCACGUUGUGGGACCUACGGCAGACAAGAAAUAGAAUAUGUGAGUAUAAGGGACAUUGCCAUACAGUGGCAUCCUGUGUUUUUCUGCCCAAAACACUGGCCUUGAUGCCCAUGAUUGCUACCUCAUCACAUGAUUCCAUGGUGAAGAUCUGGAACCAAGACACUGGAGCCUGCCUUUUCACUUUGUCUCUGGAUGGCUCAGGACCCUUGACAUCCCUGGCUGUUGGUGAUACCAGCUCCUUAUUAUGUGCAAGUUUCAACAGAGGAAUUCACUUGCUCCGUGUGGACCACAGCAGGGGGCUGGAACUGCAGGAAGUGGCAACAUUCUGAGGCCCACAGGCAUUCCUUGGAUAACAUGAAACUACAGCCUCUCCUUGCUCUAUGUGGCGUUGUGUGUUUCUAUAGUGUCUUGGGAGGACCGGAACAUAGGCCUGGUAUUCUUUGCCUACAUUUAUUUAGAAGAUAUAUCAGUGUUAGAAGUCGAUUUAAACCCUGCACUUCACAAUCAAGUAUAGAAUUUAAAAAGAUGGACUCAACAUAGAUUCUCAGUCUAAAUUAAAUCCAACUCUUAUAACAUGUGUUGCUCAAAAUGAUGACCAGAAAGUAGAUGGGUGGCAGGCCUGUCUAUGAGAGUAGAAACAUGGACUUGAGUUUGUCCAGCUGGUAUUUUCCUUGUCUCCACAAAAGAGAAAAAGGCAGUAAGGACAGAAACUCUGCUUUGGUUGCAGAGAUGGGAAAGCACAGUGCAGCUGCAUGGAGGAAACAGUUUGUAGACAGUGAAAUUAAGCUCCAGUCGCUUCUCUUCAGCAAUGUGAAGAAUCAGAGUGACAGUGAGAAAGCUAAAGCCUUGGCUUCUUUUCAGAAUAGCAGAGCAAGCCGUGUGUGGUGGUGCACUCCUGUAAUCCUAGCAUUCGGGAGGCUUUAGAAAGAAGAUUGCCAUGAGAUUGCCAUGAGCUCAGGCUGAGACCAGCCUGAGCUACUUAGUGAGACCUGGUCUCAAAAAACAAACAAACAAAAACUCAGAGGCAGGAAGUGGAAAAUCCCAGUUGUCCUCGGUAUAGCUUCCUAAACAGCGCUGCUGAGGGUGCAUGAAAACCAGUGCUGAGGUGGCCUUGAAGUGCCUGACCAGCACGAAGGACACUACCAGGAUUACAGGAGUGGCCAGAGUAAGGCCGGUGAGAUAUGGAACAUACAGAAUAUGGAGAGAAAGAGUCUACUGAACCCCAGCCUCUGUCUCCCACCAGUGUGGAGAGGAGGGUGCUCUGGUUAGCCUGUGUGGCCCCAAGAGCCCAUCCCCUGCCUGGUGCUCAUAAAGCCCAUUUUCCUUGAGAGAAAAUGGAGUCCCUCCUGCCUUCAGGUGAGCCCAAGGAUAAGGGAACUAAGAUUAGAUUAGGAAAUUUUUCUUUUUUUUUAAAAUUUACUUUUUUUUUUUGGACAUGGGGCCUCACUGUGUUGUCUGGGCCAGCUGAAACUUAUAAAGUCCUCCUGUCUCAGCUUCCCACUAGCUUGGACUGCAGGCGCAGGCACAUACUACCAUGUCUUUCUUUCUUUUUUUUUUUUUUUUUUUUUCCCAAAUUCAUUGUUUUUUCAAAGAGAAAGAAACAAAUAAAACAAAAUUUCAAGGGACAACAAUGAUACAUACAUUGCACAUUGCCAUCCCCAAAUCAGUCAUCCAGAGCUCAAGACAUCUGCAUUGGAGACGCCUUUUCUAAGGAGUCCCAGUCAAAGAAGGAGUUUGCAUUUGUCUUUUCUGGCUUUUGCUUGUUUGUUUGUUUGUAACAGGGUCUCUCUGUGUAGUUCAGCCUGACCUUGAGUUGUACGAGCCAAGAGCUGGGAUUAUAGGUGUGCACCACCACACCUGGCUGUUAUGUUUUUGAGGCCAGUUAGUCCAGGGCCUUGUGUGCACAGGCCAGCACUCUGUUACUGAGCUACACACACUGCCCAGCCAUAAACUCAUUAACUAUCUGCCUGGUCCAAGGGGGCAGUAGACAGAUGUCUCAGGGCGCGUCCUAGCAUGUGCUGCAUUAUUCUUGCUGCAGCUGAAAUUUUCUGGUAGAAGGAAGAUCAGCAGAAAGUCCAAAGAUGGGUAAGGAAAAGAUUCCAUAAAAACAGAACAGGCUGCUGAAAGGGGAAAGUGAGGAAACAGCAGCCUUCUCCUGAGUUUGCAGGGCUCUAUGCCAAUAUAAACCCUUUCCUAAACUACAUGUAUUCUCAAUGUCAGAAUUCCUUCUCUCUAUAUCAUAAGUAGAAAUUUGUUGGAAGUUGGGCACAGGCUUAUAAUCUCAGCAGUCUGGAGACUGAGGCAAGAAGACUGGCUGGCCAGGUAAGCCCCACUUGCCGUAAGAGUGAGUUCUUGUCAGUGAGCUGUGAAUGGAAGUGACACAUACAACUUCCAGCUUGUUAGUGUCAAAGGAAUGUGCUUGUCCAGGAGUCCCCUCAGGGUCCUGCCCAGGAGUGGAAUUCAGACAGCCAGUAACUGCUGCAGAAGAGGACAAGAUGAUGGGACAGCAAGAUAACCUAAGUAACCCCGAGGAGUGAGCUGCUCUGCCAGCCUGCUUGGCUCCACUGUUACUAAAAGGGAAAUGAACUCUACUUUUGAAGCCACAAUUUUUUAACUUUUAAUUUGAGUCUAGUAAAUUUUCAGAUGUCUUCGAAGGUUGCUGAAUUUUCAUAAAGGGCACAACUCUAGUAACCAGGUCCUAGAUGCAAAAGUGUAAUAUACUCAAGAAUCCAGAUCGUCUCUUAUGCUCCUCAGGCCUACCUCCCAUGAUUCUGUAAUAUGAAUUUUUGUCUACUUUCCUCCUUUAUAUAAAUGGGGUCAUGCUGUGUUGUGGUCAGUGGAAAAUAUGGCCACAAAUGUCUCCUGUUGCUGUAUGUGUGACCCUUCAAAAUGUGACUUCCUCUCAUCAAGAGGAACCUCUGAAUCCGUGCUGGCCUUUAGACUUGGUUUACUCAGACAAUACAGAGGAAUGGGCACUGUGUACCCGCUGAGGCUGGACCUUCCUUAAAAUGUCUCAUAGUGCCUACCUUCACCUUGGAACGCUGCCCUCAGAUCACCACAUAAGGAAGGUGGUUUGGGUCACGCGAAGAAUGAGGUCACCUUAGGUCUUCAAACCCAGCCAACUGCAGCUGAAUGCAGCCUUGUAAGUAAACUCAGGUGAAAUCAGAAGAGAAACUUUAUAACUACUGCAGAAGCUCAUGAGAAAUAAUAAAUAAUUGUUCUAAGACACUGUUUUGGAACGAUUUCUUAUGCAGCAAGAGAUUUAAGUGAAAGAAGCAUGUACUUUUUUGAUUUCUGGUCAGAUUUCAUUUGGUCAGACUUCCAGUCAGAUCCACAUUUUUGAGAUUGUUUCAUAUUGCAUGCAGCUGGGUACCUGCUUAUUCUCAUUACUGAUAGAACUCCACUGUGAAACGAUAUAUAUAUAAAAUUCAUCUAUAUACUGAUGGCUAUUUACUUGAUUACAAGUUUAGAAUGUUCACAGUGUUACUAUGAAUAGCCUAUUAACAGGUUUUUUGGUGAACAUUUGUGUGUAUAUGUGCUUAUUCCAAAACUAGCCGGCAACUUGGUAGGCUACUGGGAAAUUCACACAAUAGUUUUUUGGAGAUACUGCCAAAAACCUUUCAAUGUACUUCUUACCAGUUGUUCAGGGGAGUUAGAGUUUCAGUUGCUCACAGGCUUGCCAGCAUUGUGCCCUUGAGUUUUACAACCUUUGGUUUUAAGAUGAGCCCAUAGAUGUACAAGAGUGCCCCAGAGGAGUGGUAGCUCCAGGAAGCAACUCUAGGAGAAAACUAGACCAACUGGUUUGGUUUCUACCCCUCUCCCUGACACCUCCAGUAAAGCAAUCAAUAAAAUUUUACAUGUACAUGGUGCACUAUGUUUUACAUAGUGCUUCCACCAUAAUGUUAUCUGAGUCUGCCAAUAAAACAACACUGAUUGGAGAAA